GCUGUGAUCACGUGUAGAGUCAGCUGAUUCAAUACCGGAAAAGCAUCACAACACCAACAAGGGUUCUCAUUCUGGUCAACAUUCCUUUUCAUAGCCUUAUUGCGGAUGGAGUCGACAUUGGAACAACAUCUUGACGACACCAUGAAGAAUCCAGCAGUGGUCGGGGUUCUUUGUACGGACGAGCAAGGACACAACCUGGCAUGCCGUGGAUCGCUGUCGGAUGAGCAUGGGGGUGUGGUGUCCGUUUUGGCCAAACAGGCCGCUGCUCUGACAAGAGACCCCACGGACACGCCCACCGUGUGCCUGGAGUCUGACUCUGGCAACAUUUUGGUGAGGAGUCAUGGCAGUGUCACAGUUGCCGUUCACAAGAUUUCCUCCUGAAAGCAAUUUGAGAUGUACAGAAAAUACUGCAAUGUUUGUGUCCCAAUCAUGUUUGUCUUUGACCAAGUGUGUCAGUCUGUAAUUGUUUAAGGAUAUGUACAAAAGCUGCAUCUAUGAACAAAGAUGCAUAUACUUUCAAAAUAAACUUGAUGAUGUGUGUCA
Syngnathus acus (greater pipefish) is the source of this 543-nucleotide messenger RNA. It is a transcript of the gene lamtor5, whose product is annotated as late endosomal/lysosomal adaptor, MAPK and MTOR activator 5. Gene Ontology annotation, cellular component: lysosome; Ragulator complex; cytoplasm. Gene Ontology annotation, molecular function: guanyl-nucleotide exchange factor activity. The record is from RefSeq and is a predicted model, not a curated record. Lineage: Eukaryota; Metazoa; Chordata; Actinopteri; Syngnathiformes; Syngnathidae. Bases 106 to 381 code for a protein of 91 amino acids. Gene Ontology annotation, biological process: positive regulation of TORC1 signaling; cellular response to amino acid stimulus. The transcript has 4 exons.